AUGUUGCCUGAGGAACUUGCUCUUGACCUCUACAUCACACCCUGUGAACUUCAAGAGACACCACAGCACAUCAGUGGAGAUGUUGCUACCUUAGUACAGGCUUUUUCUGCAGAAUUUGUGCUACCUCAUCUUCAACGCUUUUCCAAGUGUUGUGCUAUCAAAGACAUCAAACCACCUAAGCACUUUCCUGCUGCACAUAUCAAUGCUCACAGUCCACAGUACCUUCCUGCACCCAUGGAUGCUGCUGGAGCCCAUAUUCAGUGCUUUGCACAAUCACUGCAAGCUUUUUCCAAUGACUUCAAAGUUCAAGCUCGGUCAAAGACUCCAACCAACAUCCCAUCUGUGGCCAUUCGUCAGGGAGUGGAAUUGGCUAUCAGCACUGCGAAAAAACCAACAGCACAUUCCCAGCGGAUUUGUCAACAUCGACUCACAGAUGUAUUUGUCUCUGGAGACAAAAACGCAGGCCUGCUUUUUUUGGGCCAGGAACUUAGCCAUGACAAGCCAAGGUUUGGCCCUGCACUUAUUAGCAUUGGAGUAAAUACCGAUGUGGCGCUUGAUUGGCUCGGUUUGAAGGAUGAAAUUUUGCUUGAAUUGCAAAUCUUGAUUGGAACUACCCACAGCAGCCGAUGGGAGGUAGUGUUUAGGUUGCCAAAGUGGAACCUUACUUACGAACAGGCUGCUAUCCUGUCGAAGGCUCUGCUCACUGACCUUCAAGUCCAACCCGAGGUUGUCAAGGUUGGUGUUUUUUGA
Suillus discolor is the source of this 750-nucleotide messenger RNA. RefSeq lists its product as uncharacterized. The transcript is spliced from 2 exons. The record is from RefSeq and is a predicted model, not a curated record. NCBI's taxonomy places the organism in Eukaryota, Fungi, Basidiomycota, Agaricomycetes, Boletales, Suillaceae. Bases 1 to 750 code for a protein of 249 amino acids.